CUUGCCAAAAAAUCCUGGUUCGGUAACUUCAUCAACCUGGAUAAAGAGGAACAGAUCUUUAUCUUGAUCAAAGACAAGCCUCUGAGCUCUAUCAAGGCUGACAUCGUCCAUGCCUUUCUCUCAGUACGUACACCCUCUCUACCCCUUUCUCUCACUCCUUCUUUUUGCUCUCCUCCCUCUUUAGUUUCUCUCUCUCUCCUUCCUCAAACCUUUCUCUCGGUGUGCCCUCUUACUCUACCUCUCCAUGUCUCUUUCCCUCUCCUUUACUGAUUUUAUUUUCUGCUCUCUGCCACUUCUCAUUCAGUCAUUCACCACAUUUUCUCACUCCUACUUUGCUAUCCUGCCUCCUUCCUUCUCUCCGGCCUCCCUACCUCUCCAUCCUCACUCUCACUCCCCUCCACUCUGCUCUCCCUCUCUCUCCUCCUCUCCUCUUAUUCCCUUCUUCUCCUUUCUACAGAAUGUAUUUCCUAUAUCAUUAUGGAUAUACACUGAGUGUACAAAACAUUAGGAACACCUGCUCUUUCCAUGACAUAGACUGACCAGGUGAGUCCAGGCGACUGCUAUGAUGCCUUAUUGAUGUCCACUUCAAUCAGUGUAGAUGAAGGGGAGGAGACAGGUUAGAGAAUAUAUUUUAAAACCUUGAAACAAUUGAGACAUGGAUUGUGUAUGUGUGCCUUUCAGAGGGUGAAUGGGCAAGACAAAAUAUUUAUGUGCCUUUGAACGGGGUAUGGUAGUAGGUUGCCAGGCGCACCGUUUCGAAUGUGUCAAGAACUGCAACUCUGGUGGGUUUUUCACGCUCAACAGUUUCCCAUGUGUACCAAGAAUGGUCCACCACUCAAAGGACAUCCUGCCAACUUGACACAACUGUGAGAAGCAUUGGAGUCAACAUUGGCCAGCAUCCCUGUGGAACGCUUUCGACACCUUGUAGAGUCCAUGCCCUGACAAAUUGAGGCUGUUCUGAGGGCAAAAGGGGAUGCAACUCAAUAUUAGGAAGGUGUUCCUAAUGUUUUGUACAUUCAGUGUAUAUGCGUGUGUUGCAGGUAUGUUGCAGUUUAGCCCCAAUACCUGCUAUCAGCCUAAGAAGGUAUUUUACCAUUAUAACACCAAUGUUGAUUGGUUUAGCCUAGAGGCGCGUGUGUGUGCGCGGAUCUGUGAGUGUGUACGUGCAUAUGUAUGUGUGUGCGCAUGUGUACAUGUGUGAGUGUGUUUGUGUGUGCUUACAUGUUUCUGAUUUAUCUAGCCAUUCAGUAAGCUGAUUGUGUUGCUAUCCCUCCCAUUUUCCUUCUGAAUGGCACUCUGUAGUCCAGGGGGAUGUCCCAAAUGGCACCCUUUCCCCUACAUAGUGCACUACUUUUGACCAGAGCGCUGUGGGUCCUGGUCAAAAGUAGUGCACUAUAUAGGGAAUAGGGUGGUAUUUGGGACGCAUACCAAGUCAAUAGAAAUCAACAAGGACCACUGAUCAUUAGCAUAUAGAUGCUUUGCCCCGAAUGCCGUGUAUCGAGGAGAUGUGUGUGUGUGUGUGCGUGCGUGUGUGUGCAUGUUUGUGUGUGUGUGUGUGUGAGACUACAGGCAGCAUUGAGGUCUCUCUCUCUCUCUCUCUCUCUCUCUCUCUCUCUGUGCUUCACUGCAUCUCCAAAGCCAGUGAGUGAAUAGUAAAAGACGGUUUUCAGUGCAAGCCAACAGAGAAGCACAUUUAACAUUUUACUCACAGCUUUAACAAGGUCUUAUAGCAAAUGGAAACUCUUGCUCCACUGUAGGUCAAUGGCAAACGAAUCUUCUAUUCCUAAGAGGUAGCUAUUUUCUCCCCUAGCAUAUGCUUGUUGUCCUAGACAGUAGAUUGGCACCUGAAUAGGUGUGAUUAUACUCCUCAGCACUCUAGCAUUAAUCAAACUCUUGGCAGCAGUUUAGUGAAACAUGACAAUUUGGGAUAGAGCUGAGUGUUGGCGGGGUUGACUGAAGCAUUAGCCUGAAGUUGCGUUCCAAAUGGCAUCCUAUUCCCUAUAUGGUGCACUACUUUUGACAAGAGCCCUAUGGGCCCUGUUCAAAUGUAGUGCACUAUAUGAAAUAGGGUGCCAUUUGGGAUGCAGAUAACGUCACUGUCAGAUGUACUGACAUUGUAAUCUGGUUAGAGUUUAAUCUGUGCUUGGUUGCAUCAGGGUAAUUUGAAUGACGUUUUAUUCAACCUGUCAUUUAUAUAAGAGGUAUGUGGCAAAAAGCUGAAAGUAAUUCUCGAUUUGUAAUCGCUUCACUCAAUUGAGCGAGUGAGUCGUUCUCUGUGACACUUUCUCCCUCUCUCUAUAUGCUCCUCACUCUCUAUUCCCUCUCUCUGAUUCUCUAUCCCUAUUUCUUUCCUCAGGAGCCACACAAUGUCUCUCUCCACCUCUUCCUCUCUCUGUUUCUCUCCCCCAUGUAUUUAUUCAUUUUAUUUUAGUCAUUUUAGCAGAUCUCUCUCUCUCACCCUCCCUCAACUCUCUCUCCUUUUCUUCAGUCUCUCUUUCCUCUCUCUCUUCUUGAUUCCCCCUUGUAUUUCUUAUCUCUUGAUUCAGAAUGUCCACUUCAUAACUAUAAAAUAAAACUAUAAAAAAUAUGUAUCGCUCUUCCAGAUCCCCAGUCUCAGCCACAGUGUGAUCAGCCAGACGAGUUUCCGGGCAGAGUACAAGUCCACAGCCGGCCCCACGGUCUUCCAGAAGCCAGUCAAGUUCCAGGUGGACAUCACCUACACAGAGAGCACUGCCGCCACCAAGGGGAACGGCAUCUACUCUGUCACCUUCACCCUGCUCUCAGGUACACGGACAUGCACAAGCAUGCAUGCACACAUACACUCAUGCACACAAACACGCGCACACAGGCAGGUAUUUAGACACACAUGCAGGCAAGCAACACACACACAAGGACAGAUAAAGACAGCACACACACACACACACGCGCAGGGAUGCACACACACAUGCAGACAAGCACAAACACACGUGUGUUUGUGUGCACAUGUUUGUGUGUGCAUGUAUGUGUGUGUUUGUGUCUUUCACAGUGUGUGUGUGUGCUCCAUGGGACCAGAUUGGAGGGAGAGGACACUUUCCCUGGUACUAAUCAUAGGCCAUUUGGAUCCCGCUGCUUUUCUGAUGGUAGUGGUUACAGGAGACCGCACGCAGCCACACUCUCUUUUUCCUCUCCAUGAUCUAUCCUAACACUCCUCCCUCCUCCUCCACUCUAACCCCCUUGUUUUCUUACACUCCUCCCUACUCUUUCCCUCUCCUCUUUUGACCCCUCCUUUGUUUUUUCCUAUUCCUUUCCUUCCUUCCUUUUCCUCUUCAUUCCUUUCUCCUUUUUUCUCCGCUUUCUGUCUUUCUCUGCUUUCUGUCUUUCUCUUAAUUUGUCUCCUACCCUGUUCGGCCUUUUUCAUGUUCCUGUGUACCUUUGUGUGUGUGUGAGUACAGAAUGACUAACCUGGUUCUCCCCUUGUCUAUUGCAAUCAUGUGUUUGUGUGCCUGCGUGUGUGUGUGUGUGUGUGUGUGUGUGUGUGUGUGUGUGUGUGUGUGUGUGUGUGUGUGUGUGUCUGUGUGUGUGUGUAGGACCCAGCCGGCGCUUCAAGCGGGUGGUAGAGACGAUUCAGGGCCAGUUGCUAAGCACACAUGACCAGCCAGGAGUUCAGCAGCUUUCUGGUGAGUUGAAUACCUCCCAACCCCCCUCCCUUACCAAAACCGGCCUCGCCCUCUCCUCCUACAACCCCUCACUGCUAAAGCUAAAC
Messenger RNA from Coregonus sp. 'balchen', 3742 nucleotides. NCBI's taxonomy places the organism in Eukaryota, Metazoa, Chordata, Actinopteri, Salmoniformes, Salmonidae. The record is from the annotation of a GenBank genome assembly.